Messenger RNA from Trifolium pratense (red clover), 953 nucleotides. Its product is annotated as death-associated inhibitor of apoptosis 1-like. The transcript has a single exon. Bases 278 to 874 code for a protein of 198 amino acids. NCBI's taxonomy places the organism in Eukaryota, Viridiplantae, Streptophyta, Magnoliopsida, Fabales, Fabaceae. The record is from RefSeq and is a predicted model, not a curated record.
UUCAAAUCCAAUAAAUGCACUCUCAACCGUUUCCUCAUAACUUUCUUUGUCUCUCUUUCUCUCUCAAAUCUCAAUCUCUCUUCUAAAUUGUCGUUCGUUCCUUUUUAUUUCACUUCCUUUCUUAUUCUUAUCACUUCAGUUUUAUCUUUAUCUUACUUCCAAAAAACUUUCCCAAUUUGAACAAAAGAGUGUCCAAAUGAAACAACUAUUUUAAUUUCAUUUCUAUUUAUUCUCUGAUCCGUUUCUUAAUUUGCAACUUCUAACCGACCGGGUCGAUAUGAGUCAACUCGGUCUCAUAUUGCAGGAAUCGCUACGUCCUCAAAGAGAAUCAAGAACAAUUCUCGGUUUAUUAACGGAACAAAUGGACGGCGUAGAUUUAGGAACAUCGAGAAGGCGUAGUCUUAAAGAACGGUUCAGAUUCAUCGGAAUGGGUUGUUGUGGAGCCACCUGGGUUUUCCGUCCAAUUAUCAGGCACGAGAGAGAAAGAGAAGCUACGGAACAGGUUCAAGAUCUGAACCCGGUUGAACCGGAAUGUGUGAACCCGGGAUCGUCUGGUUCUGGAAUGAAUCUAGCGACGGCGUUGGCGGCGGAGCGUCAGAUGAGGGGAUCGGAGGAGGCGAGUGGCGGAGAAGGAGGGACGCCGUGGAGAGUUUCGUUGAUGAAACUGUUGGAAGAAAAGGAAGUUGAAAAUGAGAGUACUACAGUGGAGGGGAAUGAUACGGUGUGUUGCGUGUGCAUGGGAAGGAAGAAAGGUGCAGCGUUCAUACCGUGUGGACACACUUUUUGUAGAGUGUGUUCAAGGGAAUUGUGGUUGAAUCGAGGAAAUUGUCCCCUUUGUAAUCGUUCUAUUCUCGAGAUUCUCGACAUUUUCUGAAAUUCAUUACCAACUUUCUUGGAUCCUCUAUUUUUUUUGUUGUUAGUAAGAAAAGAAGCUCUGGUAAUUUUUCAUUUUA